Molecule: messenger RNA, 1852 nt
Organism: Passer montanus (Eurasian tree sparrow)
Lineage: Eukaryota; Metazoa; Chordata; Aves; Passeriformes; Passeridae
Gene: VGF
Product: VGF nerve growth factor inducible
Exons: 2
Coding region: 1-1830 (609 amino acids)
Molecular function (GO): neuropeptide hormone activity
Source: RefSeq, a predicted model, not a curated record
AUGACGCCCCCGCCGCGCCCCCUGCGCAGCGCCGCCCUGCUGCUCUCCAUCACCCUCCUGGUGCAGAGCCGCCCCCAGCCCACCCCGCAGCCCCCCAGGAGCGCCCCGCAGCCCCCUCCUCCCCACUCCGUCUCCAGGCGCUCCCCGGCGGCGCUGAGCCCCCAGCCCGACGUGCUGCGGGAGCUGGAGGAGCUGGGCCGGCUGCGGGCCGAGGCCAAGCGCGACCGGCAGCGCGACCGGCAGCGGGAGCGGGAGCUGGGCUGGGCGAGCUCGCGGCAGCUGCGGCAGCAGCAGAGCCUGGAGCACCGGCUGCUCGAGCGGCGCUACCAGGAGCUGGCCGAGAGCCGGCGGCAGGCGCAGGCGGCGCGCAAGGCGGCGGCCGAGGAGGAGCGCCUGGCCGACCUGGCCUCGGACCUGCUGCUGCGCUACCUGCUGCGCGGGCCCGGCGCCGCCGUGGCCGAGGACAAGCGCUCCGAGGAGGAGGAGGAGGAGGAGGAGGAGGAGGAAGGGUUUGGGGACGGCAAGGAGGGGUUCGGCGGUGAUGGCGUCGGUGGUUAUAAGGGGAAGGAUGGGUUUGGUGGUGAUGACCUCAACGAUGACCUCAGCGAUGACGUCAGCGAUGACCUUGGUGGCUACAAGGGCAAGGACAGGUUCAGCCUUGGCAACGACCUCAACGAUGACGUCAGCGAUGACGUCAGCAAUGACCUUGGUGGCUACAAGGCCAAGAACAGGUUCGGCCUCGGCAAUGACCUCAACGAUGACCUUGACGGCCACCAAACCUACAAGGGCAAGGACAGCUUUGGCCUCAGAAAUGACCUCAACGAUGACCUUGACGGCCACCAAACCUACAAGGACAAGGACAGGUUCGGCCUUGGCAAUGACCUCAACGAUGACCUUGGUGGCUACAAAGGCAAGGACAGGUUUGGCCUCAGAAAUGACCUCAACGAUGACCUCAGCAACGACCUUGAUGGCUACAAGGCCAAGGACAGGUUUGGUUUUGGCAACGACCUCAACGACGACCUCAACGACGACCUCGGUGGCCACCAGGGCUACAAGGCCAAGGACAGGUUUGGUUUUGGCAACGACCUCAACGACGACCUCGGUGGCCACCAGGGCUACAAGGCCAAGGACAGGUUCGACCUCAACGGCGACCUCGGUGGCCACAAGGCCAAGGACAGGUUCGGCCUCGGCGGCGACCUCGACGGCUACAAGGGCGCCUACGACGCCAACGACGCCAACGAGGUCUUCAAGGUCAACCGGCGCUUCAAGCUCAGAGGCGGCGCCGGCGACGACCUGAAGGCCGACGAUGACCUCGGGGACAACGGCGCCUUCAAGAUCGGGGGCGGCUUCGCCGGCACCGCCAACGACCUGGACGGCAACGGCGGCUUGGAGGACAACGAGAUCCUCCCGGCGCGCGGCCACCGCAACCGGAUCGCCGCCGCGGCGGCGUCGCCGGAGGCGGGCGAUUCCGAGGAGGAGUCGCCGCAGGAUCCGGCCGAGGUGGACGAGCUGGACCCCGGCACCAUCGACCAGCUGAUCGAGCUGUCCAGCAGGCUGCACCUGCCGGCCGACGACGUGGUGGACAUCAUCCACGACGUGGAGCAGAAGCGCAAGGAGGAGGCCGGCAUCGGGCUGGCCAUGGCCGGCCUGGGCGCGGCGGCGCCCCCCGAGGAGAGCCCCCCCAAGCUGGGCCGGCCCCCCAAACCCAGGAUCCCGGCCAGGACUUUCCUGCCGGCCCCGCCCCGGCGCCCCCCGCCCCCGCUGAGGGACCGCCAGGUGGAGAAAUACCUGGAGAGGGUUUUGGGGAGCCCCCCCCGGGGGUACCCCUGAGGGGGGACCCCCGAAAAAGCCA